AUGUCUAAUAGAACGCGUCAUAGCGGGUCUAGCAGUCGCCUCCGCGAUCACACCGCGGUCCUCACGAGGAUUCCGGCCAAGCUCGGUGGUUCCAGCCGUGCGAGGGUCGCGCCGCGCCUCCAGGGGCGCAGUGCCAGACUCCGGCCGCACGAUGGCGCGCGCUUCCUGCGGACCCGGCCCUCGGCGCGGCGCAGACAAAGGCGGGCGUCCGGCCUCCGUCGCGGGGCCGCGGAGGCGGCGGGCGCCCCGGGUGGCCGCGGCCGCGGCCGCCCCUGCGCGCCGAACCUGGCAGCUGCCGCCUGCCUGAGCCUUUGUCCUGCGCUGCCCGCCCUCGUGCUAAAGGACACGGCGGGAGGCUGCUGGGCGCACGCGGCGCCAGCCGGGCAUCCACCCGCGUCCCGGGCCCUCACACCCCCCACAGCUCGGCCCCACCUGAGCUUGGGUCAUGGUCAAGAAGCUGGAAGCGCGGGAGUGUGA
This is a messenger RNA of Rangifer tarandus platyrhynchus (Svalbard reindeer), 477 nucleotides long. The record is from the annotation of a GenBank genome assembly. Lineage: Eukaryota; Metazoa; Chordata; Mammalia; Artiodactyla; Cervidae.